AUGUUAUUGUGUAAAUUUUACCCUUCACGAGUUCCGUUAUUCGCCGUUUUCCACGCAAUAUUUUGGUUGCCCAUGAUAUAUGUUGUCGCGAUUUCCCAUGAUCAUGUACAGCCAUUUGUUCCAUUUGUAAGUUCAUUCGGAAUCUAUUCACCGGAAAAAUACAUGAUAAUGUGUUUUCUGGGUUCAUAUGGAGUAAUGACAAUUAUAAGUCAGUGGUUUUGGUGCUUAAUGAUGAUAAAUAAACUCAAACAAAAAUCCCGGUCCGGAAUUCGUCCAUGUAUAUGCAUCUUCGUUGGAUUGGUUUAUACGAUAUCAGGAAUUUGCAUUGUUCUGUUAUCAUUCUUCAAUAUGAAAGAUACUAAUCAACUACAUUUCCAUUUGACGUUGAGUAAUUUUAUUUGCCAUGCGGUCGCUAUUCCAUUGAGUUCUUUACUUAUCGUUUGUAAUUUUCGUCUAUGGAAAUGGUUUCUACUUGCUAGAACUAUUGUUUCUCUUCAAAUGAUUAUCGGAUCGUUUUCUUUUGUUUAUUUCAAUCAAGCUGGUCUACUAGUAUUGCAGGCAAAAAACAUGUUUUACAUCAAGGAAAACGAACCGGGUUACAAGGAAUUCAAUCAAUGUGCAAUCAGCGAAUGGUUCGUGAUAUUAGGAUUAAUAGAAAUCACUUUGAUAACUGGCUUAGAAUUAAGAACUUAUGAAAACCAGUAUGAGGAAAUCAAUAAAACCGUGUGA
Messenger RNA from Schistosoma margrebowiei, 729 nucleotides. The record is from the annotation of a GenBank genome assembly. Lineage: Eukaryota; Metazoa; Platyhelminthes; Trematoda; Strigeidida; Schistosomatidae.